GCCACGUCGGUUUGGGUGGCCGCUCCGCGCUGGGUUCCUCCUCCUCUUCUCUCUCUCUCCGGUCCUUCUUGUUCCUCUCUUCCUCCUGCGGCUGCUGCCUUUUCAUCCCGUUGAGAAACCCGGCCCGCAGGCGGCUGCUCGGUGGCGCUCUUCCAGAACGCGCAGGGUUCACAGCCUCCGCCCCCCGGAGCCCUUCCACCGAGACUCCGAGGACCCCGCGAAGAACUCUCAGCAUCUGCAGCCCCGCUUUUCCUGGGAGUUCUGCAUUGCAUCGCUCGCCAAGUUGGGGGAAAAAAAUGUUCAAACUGCUUGGAUGUUGGGAUAAACUAACCUGAACCUACCUGGGUCUCCUGCCGUCUCCUCUUCUUCCUUCGUUUCCACCUUCCCUCCGUGCGGCUUCCCGGAGUGUGCAGUUAAGUCAUCCGACUCGAGGUGCCCCGCGGAGACCAGGAGGAGCUGCGAAGGGCCUCCCCUGACAUGUGUGGCAUUCCGGGGCUCCCUAGGAGGGUUGCUAUACCUGGGUGGACUUUGGCAUCGUAAAUUUCAGCUCCAAGAAAGGGGAGCUUUUGCCUUAUAUGUUUUUUCUGUUUUUUUUUUUAAGUAGUUUUUUUCGUCCCCCAUCAUCUGUCUUGAAAACGCUUAUUCCUUCCCUGUUUUCCAAAAUCCGGGCAAGUCUUCCUCCUGCUAUGAUGGGCCCCUGGGCAUCAUGAACUUAAUGAUUCCUCACUGGCUGGAAUUCAAACUGCCCAUCAGCGGUGGUCCUGUGCGUUGACCAUGCACCUGAGAAUCCACGCGAGACGGAGCCCUCCUCGCCGGCCGGCCUGGACGCUUGGGAUCUGGUCCCUUUUCUGGGGAUGUAUCGUCAGCUCUGUCUGGAGUUCCUCUAAUGUAGCUUCCUCCUCCUCCUCGCCGGGGUCUCACUCUCAGCACGAGCACCAUUUCCAUGGCAGCAAACAUCACUCAGUGCCUAUUUCUAUCUAUCGCUCCCCUGUUUCCCUUCGAGGAGGGCACGCUGGCGCCACGUACAUCUUUGGGAAGAGCGGAGGCCUCAUCCUCUACACCUGGCCGGCCAACGACAGGCCCAGCACGCGCUCCGACCGCCUGGCCGUGGGCUUCAGCACAACCGUGAAGGACGGCAUCCUGGUGCGCAUCGACAGCGCCCCGGGCCUCGGCGACUUCCUCCAGCUUCACAUCGAACAGGGGAAGAUCGGAGUUGUCUUCAAUAUUGGCACAGUGGACAUCUCCAUCAAAGAGGAGAGGACUCCGGUAAAUGAUGGCAAAUACCACGUGGUGCGCUUCACCAGGAACGGCGGCAAUGCCACGCUGCAGGUGGACAACUGGCCUGUAAACGAGCAUUACCCCACAGGCAACACUGAUAAUGAACGCUUCCAAAUGGUAAAACAGAAAAUCCCCUUCAAAUAUAACCGGCCCGUAGAAGAGUGGCUGCAGGAAAAAGGCCGGCAGUUAACCAUCUUCAACACCCAGGCGCAAAUAGCUAUCGGCGGAAAGGACAAAGGACGCCUCUUCCAAGGCCAGCUUUCUGGGCUCUAUUAUGAUGGUUUGAAAGUACUGAACAUGGCAGCUGAGAACAACCCCAAUAUUAAAAUCAACGGAAGUGUCCGGCUGGUGGGAGAAGUCCCAUCAAUCUUGGGAACAACACAGACCACCUCCAUGCCGCCAGAAAUGUCUACCACUGUCAUGGAGACCACUACUACAAUGGCCACCACCACAACCCGCAAGAACCGCUCCACAGCCAGCAUUCAGCCAACAUCAGAUGACCUUGUUUCAUCUGCUGAAUGUUCAAGCGAUGACGAAGACUUCGUUGAAUGUGAGCCGAGUACAGAAACUUUCAGCAGUGCUUCAAGGAGAGCUGGUCACUAUGUUGGACCAGGUGAUCCCACCCACUGAAAAAGUCUCCUUUUU
Molecule: messenger RNA, 1923 nt
Organism: Odocoileus virginianus texanus
Lineage: Eukaryota; Metazoa; Chordata; Mammalia; Artiodactyla; Cervidae
Source: RefSeq, a predicted model, not a curated record